AAUAAAAACCUUUGCCCACAUUUUCCACCAAACAAAUAAACAUCCCUUUAUGGAAUCCUGACUUACCAUCUAUACUUACAAAUCGAAAUUUUUUUAUUUUUUUUUCUCUAAAAUUAUCAUCAUGACUUUGUGCGGAGUAGAUUCCGCUAGAGAACUUGCGUGUCGCGACAGUCAUGCUGCCGCGACACUCAAAUUCAUAUCAAUGUUGACGAUAUUCGUGACAAGUAUCAUUGGAAUAUCGGGACCAGUUAUGUUGGCUCGUUUGUUUCACGGGAAACCAUUAUACGAUAAAGCAAUACUAAUCAUUAAAUGUUUUGCGGCGGGUGUUAUAUUAUCAACUUCAUUAGUUCACGUGCUUCCUGACGCGUACGAGGCACUCGCGGAUUGCCAAGUUUCAUCACGUCAUCCGUGGAAGGAUUUUCCGUUUUCGGGUUUGGUUACUUUGAUUGGUGUGUUGAUGGCUUUGUUUGUUGAUUUAACUGCCACUUCACAUGUUGAUGGAUAUAGUCAUGGUCAUGGUCAUGGGGCUAAAGAGGUUGUUUCGGGUUAUGAGAGGAUUGGUGAUGGUGAGGAAUUGAAGAAAUCCGCGGUGGUGGAGAUUGAGCCGGUCGAAGUAGUGGAGGAGCGACAACGAUUGAAAGAGGAGGAAUUGAUUAAGUUGAAACAAAGAAUGGUAUCACAGGUGUUAGAGAUUGGAAUUAUAUUUCAUUCGGUGAUAAUUGGGGUGACAAUGGGGAUGUCGCAAAAUAAGUGUACGAUUAAACCAUUGGUGGCUGCAUUGGCCUUUCAUCAGAUCUUCGAGGGGAUGGGCCUUGGCGGUUGUAUCGCUCAGGCGGGUUUCAAGUUUGGAACAACGGCGUACAUGUGCAUCAUGUUUUCGGUGACAACACCAAUGGGAAUAGCACUCGGGAUGAUCUUAUUCUCAAUGACAGGAUACGAUGAUAGCAACCCAAAUGCGUUGAUCAUGGAAGGACUUUUGGGUUCUUUGUCAUCCGGAAUCCUCAUAUACAUGGGUCUUGUGGAUCUUAUUGCUCUUGAUUUCUUUCACAAUAAGCUGAUGAGUUCUGAAACUUGGUUAAAAAAGUCAUCUUUUCUGGCCCUUGUUCUUGGCUCUACUUCAAUGUCUAUACUUGCUCUCUGGGCUUGAAAAUGAAAUUUCAUCCCUUACUCAAAUGCUAGUGACGCCUGCUUGUACGUAGCGAUUGUAUUUUCUUGUUUUUGAGCGGUUUGGUUUUGUGCACCACUCGUAUCAAUUGAUUUUAAUGAUACGAAUAUAACAAAAACCAUAGAGUGUAGAUAUCACUUAUGCCAUAAGUAUGUAGGCGAAAUUCACCGUCAAUUUCAACCCUACGGAUCAAAUUGGGUUAUGUUACGGCUCGAAUGGGAUGCACUGUAAAGUAAUUGAUACUGUGUUUGCUAAUGAUUAGAAACAGACUUGAACUUUA
Erigeron canadensis is the source of this 1445-nucleotide messenger RNA. RefSeq names its product zinc transporter 6, chloroplastic. Gene Ontology annotation, cellular component: plasma membrane. The record is from RefSeq and is a predicted model, not a curated record. The coding region runs from base 122 to 1147 and encodes 341 amino acids. The transcript has 3 exons. NCBI's taxonomy places the organism in Eukaryota, Viridiplantae, Streptophyta, Magnoliopsida, Asterales, Asteraceae. Gene Ontology annotation, biological process: zinc ion transmembrane transport. Gene Ontology annotation, molecular function: zinc ion transmembrane transporter activity.